AUGUCUGAAUAUGAUGAUCCAUAUCAUACAACAAGAAGAAUACAUCCUCUUGAUGAACAAGGUAACAAAAAGAAAACCUUUGAAAUUCUAAAUGAUCAUCCAAGUUUUGAAGGAAAAGGAGAACGCAAAAAGAAGUUCACGAUUGAGUCAAAGGCUCCUGAUCAUCAUAACCAACGAGAUUUGGACAUUCGAGAUGGAAAACUUGCUGAAAAAGAUGAACCAAUUGACAUACUUGAUGGAAAUCCUAAUUUCAGAAUCAAAGGAGAAUUUCCUAAAGAGCUCAUGGUUCACCAAAAGGCUUCUGAUCCAGCAUUGAACAACACUCGUCUUCUCGCCUAA
Messenger RNA from Arabis nemorensis, 339 nucleotides. The record is from the annotation of a GenBank genome assembly. Lineage: Eukaryota; Viridiplantae; Streptophyta; Magnoliopsida; Brassicales; Brassicaceae.